AUGGAUACAAUAAAGAACUUUGCCAAUUCAUUUGUAAACAGAGACCAAAAGAAUAAUACAGAGGGAAAAGUUGUUCCUUUGGAAGACAAAGACAAAGAACCGUUAUCUAUAAAACGUCCCUUGGUUAGGUAGCUAUAUAAGUGGAUGAUGUAGUAUGGCUGAUGAACUACAGAUGGUGGCGAGCAAAGGACUCUAAAAGAUAAUUUAAUAGGUGGACAAUGCAAAGUCUGAUGUAAAGUAGGGUUUCUCAUAAUUGGAUGAUAAGUAAUUGAAAGUUGGACAAUAAUAGAUUAAAGAUGAUGUUGAAGCAGUAUACACAGUAAAUUAAUGUCUGGGCAAGAUCAAAAGUGAUAUCAUCGGUAAUCAUUGUGAUUGAGAAAUUUCGACCUACUGUCAAAGAAGGACUCAAAGAUCCUGAUAUGUGUUAGUGCGUGAAGAAUUUAGUAUUUUAGACAGUUAUUUUAACAGGUUGAUGAUACUGUUGAUGCAACUUGGCCAGAAAUAGUGGAUGAAGUGAAAUAUCAAUUAAUGUUGCAAAUGGCCGAUCCUUACAUAGAAAUAGAGGAAAAAAAGCAAUCGAUAAUUUGCUUAUACCCCUUUAUUUGGAUUCGUAAUUGGUAUCUCUAUGCAAAUUAUCCAUUUGACAGAAGCUCUUGGAAAUAGUAUAAGACUAUGUAUUUAUACGAAUUAAUAAUUUAGAUCAUAUUGGUUUUGGUAUUUAGUCUCGGCGAUUCCAUUUUAUGGUGUUUCAGAAUAUUUCUAUGUUUUUGAUUUCUUCAUGAUUGAUAAGGGUGAUGAAUACUAGUUGGUUAGUUUUAUUUUAAGUUUCAAAACGUAAUUUAAUACGAUACAUAUAGGAUGUUUUUUAUUACUUAAGGAGUAAUGAAAGCGUUAAUCGGAUAUUUCAUGCUUUACGCUUGCACAACUAUGAAUUAUAUUGAUAGUACUUAAUAAGAAGAUUGCACAAGGAAGGGACCAGGAGCUAGCAUUGAAGUCUUUUCAGAAGUAGUUGGAUAGAUUGCUUAAGUCGUUCUUAUAUGGGUAGCCUUUUUCCUUUUGGGAUGUUCUAAAUAAAAAGGAAAACCUAUUUUUUAAUAUGACGACACUCCCCCAGUUAAGGAAGGAUGUUUUGAAAGAGGAGCUCGUCUAAAGUACUUUAUGUUUUGGGACCUCUUUGCAUUAGGAGCCAGCAUAGGACUGUUUUGGUUAGUGUAUAUGACAUAGGACGCUAGGCCUAAUUUUGAUAAUUCUGGAGAUUUUGUAAUUAAAAAAUAAGAUAAAAAUAGAUUUACUUUACUGAAAUUUGCUAUGGAAUGUUGAGUUUUCCAUUUUUAAUUUUUAAUAUACCUUUUAUAAAUGGAAGAUUGACAAAGGCCAAAGAAACAGCAUAUGAUAGAAAAGGUAACUGUGUACCUGCAAUCGAUGGUUUAAGAAGAACCUUAAAGCCUAAAUAAGAGGAGGAUGUAAACCUUUUAUUGAAUACUUUGACAAUUGAUGUAGGAGAAGUGUUUGAUGGUUGA
Molecule: messenger RNA, 1520 nt
Organism: Paramecium octaurelia
Lineage: Eukaryota; Ciliophora; Oligohymenophorea; Peniculida; Parameciidae
Source: the annotation of a GenBank genome assembly